AUGGUCUUCUAUGCUUAUGCAAUGGUUGAAAAUAGAGCCUCAGACCGCCGUGAUUUUCUUAUUACCGCAAAGGACAAGAACACCCUCGAUGCUUGGCCCCGCGCCGUGGGGAGUGCACAGAAUGAAGCUGUCAUCCGAGUAGCUGCAGACUGGUACACUUGUAAGAGCUGGUGCAAGCCAGAAAUUUGGACAGCUGGAAUGGAAGAAUUCUGCGACCUCGUCAUCUUCACACCCUUACACACCUAUGGUCCAGUGACUUUCAACAAUGGACCUUGGAUGGACCCUGUAGAUGGUGACUCGUUCUACAUUCGCUCGGUGAAAAACCCAGCCGUCUAUUGCACAUACUUUGGAGGGGAUUAUAUUAGAACGAGCACCAUACCUGGUGCCCGAUUCCGUCUGGCCAAAGCAAAGGUCCAUGAUUCGGAAGACAACUCAUUAUUGGGAAGGAUAAGGUGA
Aspergillus clavatus NRRL 1 is the source of this 456-nucleotide messenger RNA. RefSeq lists its product as uncharacterized. NCBI's taxonomy places the organism in Eukaryota, Fungi, Ascomycota, Eurotiomycetes, Eurotiales, Aspergillaceae. The coding region runs from base 1 to 456 and encodes 151 amino acids. The transcript has 3 exons. The record is from RefSeq and is a predicted model, not a curated record.